AUGUGCUCAUGGCCCGUUUACUCCCUCACCGCAGCGGGUCAUGGCUAUUUGAAGACAGCGUGGCAACAGAAACAAAAACGACCCUGGCUUUCUUCCCCCACCAUCAUCGGUGUAUUUCGGAGCGAAGCAGCACAUUUCUGUGUUUUUACAAAUGGAAGAUUAUUUAUUCCACCUGCAAAAAUCAUUAUACCCAAAUUUAGUCUGUCCGACUGGGACAUCGUGCUGGCCACGAUCGGAGAAAAAGUCUUCCCUCUAGGAGGCGUUCGGAAAUUAUUUACAAUGAAUGGGCAUCUUUUGGGCGACUCAAAGGAUUUGCAAGACAAUCACUUUUAUGUUGCUGCGGGACUGGAGACCUUCAAAUAUUUUCCUUACUGGAAGUCUCCAAGGGUGCCCAGUGAGGUCCAACAAAGAUAUGCGAAUGUUGAAAAAAACUCACAGAGAAAGAAAAAAGUGGAUUCCAAAGGAAAAGAACCUUGUCACUAUGAUGACAUACCCCCCAAAACACAGGAUUCUGUUUAUUACGCCAAAGAAGAAAAGAAGAAAACAUUGGCAGAACCUUUAGUCCAAAGAGGAGCAGAAGGUGACGUGUAUAAAGCACUGACUCCUAGAAAGGAAACCGAAGGGGCGCUGGACGUCAAAGAGGACCACCAUGUGCAGCUGGAGGUGCCUGUGGACCAGAGACAAGCUGAGAUAGUUAAAGAAGAUGAAGAGAUACAUGAGAACACCCCUGAUUUUGAGGGCAACAACGAUAAAGAAGAUGCAAGGCUUUGUGAAGACAUUGAAAGCAAGAUGGCCCCGGAGUGGAAACCCGUAGAUUAACAAAACCACCUUUAUUAUCUAUCUGAAGUCCACUUUUCUUCAACCGUGGGGCUUCCAUGUCACAUAUGGACAUUUUAACAGCAAGAAAAUCACAUGUGGGGUGAAACUAAAGCCACACACAGUGGUGUCUUCUCGAAAGCCAAAGAUGAGGUUUCCCAGUUGAGCUCCAUAUUCUUCUUCUUCCCUUUCUCGGUGAUAUUUCUUUUUAGUAAACAUUUUAAAGAAUGAAA
Mandrillus leucophaeus (drill) is the source of this 1049-nucleotide messenger RNA. RefSeq names its product doublecortin domain containing 2C (gene DCDC2C). NCBI's taxonomy places the organism in Eukaryota, Metazoa, Chordata, Mammalia, Primates, Cercopithecidae. Gene Ontology annotation, biological process: intracellular signal transduction. The transcript has 9 exons. The coding region runs from base 1 to 819 and encodes 272 amino acids. Gene Ontology annotation, cellular component: microtubule; microtubule organizing center. The record is from RefSeq and is a predicted model, not a curated record.